This is a messenger RNA of Cyprinodon tularosa, 2248 nucleotides long. It is a transcript of the gene hyal4, whose product is annotated as hyaluronidase-4. Gene Ontology annotation, biological process: carbohydrate metabolic process; hyaluronan catabolic process. Bases 186 to 1727 code for a protein of 513 amino acids. Gene Ontology annotation, molecular function: hyalurononglucosaminidase activity. NCBI's taxonomy places the organism in Eukaryota, Metazoa, Chordata, Actinopteri, Cyprinodontiformes, Cyprinodontidae. The transcript has 4 exons. The record is from RefSeq and is a predicted model, not a curated record.
CGCUCUCCCCUCCCUCUCCGUCGCCUGCCUGCAUAUAAGCCUGGAUUAGUGGCUGGUCUUCAGAGAUGAGGUUCAGGCGUCUGGGACGUCUGGUGCAGAGGGCCGCCAUGACCCCUGCUGUGGCCCCUGAAGAUGAGACUCCAUCAUGGGAAGGAUGAUUGACAGGAGACACGUUGAGGCGCAGAAUGAAUGUGGUCCCAGUGGGCGGGUCAUCCUCCUCCCACCUCCUGGUGCCAGUCUCUGUCACCUGCUCCUGGCUGCUGCUGCUCUUCCAUGCUGCCUAUGGUCAUAAACCUGCAAAGCUUCCUUUGAUUAGCCGGAAGCCCUUUAUUGCUGCCUGGAACGCUCCCUUGGACAUGUGCUCCAUCAAGUACAACAUCAGCACCAACCUUGAGCAUCUUUUUCACAUUCAAGGAAGCCCCCGGGCUGCAUGGACCGGCCAAAAUGUGACCAUUUUUUAUGCAAACCGGCUAGGCUACUACCCCUACUACACGCCACAAGGCAAAGCUAUUCAUGGUGGUCUGCCGCAGAACUGCAGCCUGGACAGGCACUUGCUCAAGGCUUAUCAGGACAUCGUUCAUUUUAUCCCUGCAGAGGAUUUCCGUGGACUAGCUGUCAUUGACUGGGAGUUCUGGAGACCUCAGUGGGAACGGAACUGGCACAAGAAGGACAUCUACCGGCGAAAGUCAAAGGAGCUGACGGUAAAGGCGUAUCUGGGCGUCACUGCAGCUCAAGUGGAGGUGCUGGCCCGGCGGCGGUUUGAAAAAAGUGCCAAAGCAUUCAUGCAACGAACAAUCCAGUUGGGAACCCGUCUACGGCCCAACGCCCUCUGGGGAUUCUACCUUUACCCGGACUGUCACAACUACAACCUGCAUGACCAGAACUACACGGGCCUGUGCCCGUCGUCUGAGAGGACGAGAAACGACGAGCUGCUGUGGCUGUGGAACAGCAGCACCGCGCUGUUUCCUUCAGUGGCAAUCAGGAAAACUCACAGCAACAGCAAUAGCAACUGGCACUUUGCACACCAUAGAAUCCAGGAGUCGCUCCGGAUCGCCUCUCUGACCUCAAAGGAGUAUGACCUUCCUACCUACGUCUACCUCAGACUGAGCUACCGAGAUGAUGCCCUGGCCUUCCUGUCUGACAAAGACUUGAUUCAUACCAUCGGGGAGAGUGCUGCCCUGGGAGCUGCAGGGUUCAUCAUCUGGGGGGACCUAAACCUGACCUCUUCCAGGCAUAACUGCACGUUAGUGAAGUCCUUCCUGACUCACCGCCUCGGUCACUACAUCACCAACGUGACCCGGGCCGCUGAGGUCUGCAGCGAGUUCCUCUGCCAAGGAAAUGGCCGCUGUGUUCGCCGGGACCUGCAUGCUCGCCACUACCUCCACCUGAGUGCUGGGAGCUACCAGAUUAACCCUUCGGGGGACGGGGCCUUCGCUGUGAGUGGGUGGCCAUCGCAGACCGACCUGCAGGAGCUGACCGAGAGAUUCGGCUGCCACUGCUACGAAGGCCACGAAGGAGAGCGCUGUGACAGCAUGAACAAAGUCAAGGAGGAUGACGACCUGAGGAGGGAGGAGAAGGAGGAACAGGAGAGGAAGAGGACGGAGUGGGAGGAUGAGCAGGGUGGGCUGUGGGAGAGUGGGGGGGGGAGCAGUGCUCUGCCGCUCCACUGCUACCAGAAAAUAUUCCUGCUUGCUUUGACCUUGCUGCUCACUCAGACGGUGGUUUAGCUUUAUAGAAAAUGUUGCUAGCAGCUGUAGCCAGACAGCUCUCCAUCGCUGAUGGUUCAGGGCAGUCAGCUGGCUGUUAGCACGCAUACCGACAACAUGUGGACUUCUGGACUUGGUUUUGAAGACAUGCUUCAUCAGAAAUGGUCCUAUCAGCUCCAUGUGGACAACUUCCAAUGAGGUUCACUUAUUAGUGGGAGGGGGACGUCCAACAGCAGGUACAGGUGGGUCUGUUGGGGGUCUGGAGUGUGUCAGUAUGGGCGGCUGUAGAACCAAAUCCUUUUCCUACGAUGAUAUAAGCUGCUAAUUUAUUACCUAACGUCAUACUGGAGGAGCUGCACUUUUAGCUGUAUUAAGGCAACAGUUUUUAUAUACUCCUUAUCUCAUUUAUUACAUUAAAGGAUGAAUCAUUGCCCUGUUUUUAUGCUUCUUGCUACGCUCCUCUACCUCCAUAAUAAUCCCCCCAUUAUGGUCUGUGGCCUCAGCUGACCUAUCUGUGUGAUCCAGGACUUUAGAAGCCAGAG